AUGGCAUUCACUUUUUUCUGUAAUGUUUCACUUCCUCUCUUGAUAAGCCUUAUGUUCUUCCUACCUCUGAUUACCAUCAAUUCAUCUGAGCCUCUGAUAUCAAGCUACAUUGUGCACACUGAUAGCCAAUCGAGGCCUUCUCGGUUCUCAACUCAAGAUGAUUGGUAUAGUUAUAUGAUCAAUACGUUCACUGACCAAAAAAUGGAAUCACAAUCUAGCUCUCGAAUUUUCUAUACAUACAAUGUAGUCUUCCAUGGCUUUGCAGCAAGAUUGACAGAUAAAGAGGCUAAAAAGUUCACAAAAGUGCCGGGAAUUUUGGCCGUUUUAGCAGACAAGGUCACGGUAAAGUUAGACACUACCCAGUCCCCAGAAUUUCUUGGUCUGAAUUUGGAUUAUGGCCUGUGGCCGGAGACCAACUUGGGUGAGAAUGUUAUAAUUGGCAUGGUAGAUUCUGGAAUUUGGCCGGAGAGUGACAGCUUCAAGGACACUGGGAUUGGACCAAUACCCUCUAGGUGGAAAGGUGCAUGUGAACAGGGAACUGAAUUCAAUUCUAGUCAUUGUAACAGGAAACUCAUUGGUGCAAGAUUCUUCCUCAAGGGUAUUGAGCACUACAUGUCUGACAGAUUAUUGGAAGAACUUGGCGAAUAUCGAUCCCCGCGAGAUGGAGUGGGACAUGGCACACAUACUGCUUCAACAGCAGCAGGAUCCGAGGUGGCCAAUGCUAAUGUAUUUGGUUUUGCUAAUGGCACUGCUCAAGGCAUCGCAACAAAGGCCAGGAUUGCCAUGUAUAAAGCCUGUGAGGUAGUCCUUGGUGUGAAGUGCCAUAAAGAUGAAAACACAUGUUUCGUAAAGAUGAAAUUUAGAGGCAUCAUACCCUUUAUCGGUUCUAAAGGCAUCAGACACCUUAUGAAGGAAACUGGUCAUGAAGAUGAGCAUAAACAAUUUCAGAAAUCUUCAGCAGGCAAGAUUAGAGUUGAAGCAGAAGAAGAAGAAGCCGUCUUGUCUGCUGCUCAUGCAAUGAUCACUCAACUAUCUGGCUUGGGAAAUAGACGACAAGUGGAUCCGUGGCGCAAUGGUAGCGCGUCUGACUCCAGAUCAGAAGGUUGCGUGUUCGAUUCACGUCGGGUUCAGUUUUUACUUUUUGCAAUUUUCCAUUUUUGGCGUGGGCAUUUUGGUCAUUGCGUUCUUAAACCCAUCUUCUCCAUCCUCCCGAAGCCCAAACUCUUCCAACAGCACAGCUGA
Messenger RNA from Ilex paraguariensis (yerba mate), 1242 nucleotides. The record is from the annotation of a GenBank genome assembly. NCBI's taxonomy places the organism in Eukaryota, Viridiplantae, Streptophyta, Magnoliopsida, Aquifoliales, Aquifoliaceae.